Eriocheir sinensis (Chinese mitten crab) is the source of this 1843-nucleotide messenger RNA. It is a transcript of the gene Stoml2, whose product is annotated as stomatin-like protein 2, mitochondrial. The coding region runs from base 131 to 1198 and encodes 355 amino acids. Gene Ontology annotation, cellular component: membrane. The record is from RefSeq and is a predicted model, not a curated record. The transcript is spliced from 8 exons. Lineage: Eukaryota; Metazoa; Arthropoda; Malacostraca; Decapoda; Varunidae.
UCCUCGGAUCGAGAGUGUUCUAGGGUCGGCGAGGCGGCGGCGGCGAGCAGCAGCUGAUGUAACACGGCGAGGCGGCGCGAGCAGGUCAAGAGUAGUGGGUGUGAGCGGGUCGCGGAGUGUCUCUACCGUCAUGUUGGCCUCCACGCUGAGGGCGGCGGCCAGGCCGUGCCGCAGCUUGCUGCACUCCCAGGGACGAUCGAUAUUGACACAGGCGGUUCGGUCUCGCUCUCACCUCCCCCUCAACACUGUGGUGCUGUUUGUCCCCCAGCAAGAGGCCUGGAUUGUGGAGCGCAUGGGUAAGUUCCAUCGCGUCCUGGAGCCUGGCAUCAACCUGCUCAUCCCUGUGCUGGACAAGGUGAAGUACGUGCAAAGCCUCAAGGAAAUAGCUAUUGACGUCCCCCAGCAGGCAGCCAUUACUUCAGACAACGUGACUCUUAACAUCGACGGGGUGCUGUACCUCCGCAUCAUCGACCCUUAUAGAGCCAGUUAUGGGGUGGAGGAUCCUGAGUUUGCCAUCACCCAGCUUGCACAAACAACCAUGAGGUCAGAGCUUGGCAAGAUCUCGCUGGAUUACGUUUUCCGAGAGCGCGAGAAUCUCAACAUGAAUAUCGUGGAGGUGAUCAACAAGGCCUCGGAAUCCUGGGGCAUCACUUGUCUUCGUUAUGAGAUCCGUGACAUCCGGCUGCCGCAGCGAGUGGUGGACGCCAUGCAGAUGCAGGUGGAGGCUGAGCGAAGGAAGAGAGCCACCAUCCUGGAGUCCGAGGGUGUGAGGGAGGCCGAGAUCAAUGUGGCAGAGGGCAAGAGGCAGGCGCGCAUCCUGGCCUCAGAGGCGAACAAGAUUGAGCAGGUGAACAGUGCGCAGGGAAAGGCCGAGGGGCUGACCAUACUCUGCCAGGCCCUGUCACACAAGCAAGGUCUCAACGCUGCCUCACUCUCAGCUGCGCACUCCUACAUCGACGCGUUCCAGCAUCUGGCCAAACGCAACAACACCCUAAUACUGCCAGCCAACGCGGGUGAUGUGACGGGCGUGGUGGGCACAGCCAUCACCAUGUACAACGCCCUCGCCAAGACCAUCCACGCCAACGCAGACCAGAACCAGCACCCAACGGAAGGCUCGGAUGGUGGUAGUGACGAUUUAGACGCGCACUCACGUAUUGGAGAAUCAGCACCAUCGCAAUCGUCACCUUCGUCGUCGUAAUUGAAGUUGUUGUUAUUAGCGUUUUAGUUUUUUUUUCUGUUUGUUUGUAUGUUUGUUUGUUUGUUUGUUGGGUUGAGUUGUCUUCUUAGCCAUGGAGUAUUUGUAUGAUUUUUAUAGAUAGGCUGUUUCCUUUGAUUUCCCUACAUUCUUUUUCUUUCUAUUUGAUUUUCUUUUUUUCUUUUUUUCUGUCUAACAUCUUUUAUCAUCAUUAUUAUUAUUAUUUCCAUUGUAAUUUUUUUUUUAUAUGUUAUUGCUGUUUAUAAUUUUUUCAUUCUUUUUCUCAAUGUGUGUGUGUGUGUGUGUGUGUGUGUGUGUUAUUUUCUAUAUAAAUCUCAGGUUCUGUUAGCUUUCUUUUAUUUUGUGUGUGUGUGUGAGAGAGAGAGAGAGAGAGAGAGAGAGAAUGUUACUAGAUGAAAGUCAGCCACUAACUUGAGAGAGAAAAAGAGAGAGAGAGAGAGAAUAUGUUUACGAGCCACUAACUAACCUAUAAAAUGAGUGUGCUGGGAUGGGUAGACAAUUUUACCAUUAUAAUUAUUAAUGCCUUGCUAUAUAGAUGAACGUUGGGAUAGGUCGUCAAGCUCCUUUCGCUAUUCCUAAAGACAUUGUAUGCACUCUUGAUUGUAAAUAAAUAAGUCUUUUCCUAAU